UUAAUAUCUUUUCGUGGCCGUGUGUUAUUUUUGAGUCCUUAAUGCAUUCAUUCAUUGCUCAAUCCUUUGUUUUAGAGUCCUCCACUCCCAGAGGAAACGCGGUAACUGAGAACGAUGUCGUUGUUCUCAGAAACGCCCCUCGGUCUUCCAAUCACUCUCAAAGCUGCGAGGGCCAGAAUCGCCAAGAAACUCUCCGUUACCCGCCUAACGGGGCCACGUUAGGGAGAUCAAAAGCACAUUCCAGGAACACCAGGAAUCAGAAAAGGCAGAAGAAAACAAUGCGGGCGUUGCCAGCCCACCAUCCCACGUUGCUAGAAAUGCUUCUAGCCAAGGACAUACGGCACGAAAGGAACGUGAUCCUUCAGUGCAUCCGCUACAUCCUGCAGAACGACGGCCUGGGAUUCCGUCUGGGAAGCCCUUCGGAUGCUCCGUCGGACAGCGAGACGACCCCCGAGCGCACGCAGAAGUCGGCGGCAGGCCAGCCUUGCCAAUUAACCCGCCCUCUCGACUUGAACCCGAACAAAAUGCAACCGCGCGAAGUAGGUCAAAGCGAAGAGGAUGUCUUCUCAUCUCCAGCUGGGGAUGAAGAUGUUUGGGAAUCCACAGAGAUCACUCAUGAAGACAACUAAAUCUCUUUUUUUUCCUUUUUUCUUUUAACCUAUGCCUGGGUAACGGUUACCCAUCCAUCUUUGGAUGCUUGCUGAAACGCCUCAGACCAGCGGGGUCUCCAACCUCGGCCCCUUUGAGUCUUGUGGAACUUCAACUCCCAGAAUUGCUCAGCCAGCUGUGCCUGCUUUUUCCCCCUCUCU
This is a messenger RNA of Notechis scutatus (mainland tiger snake), 809 nucleotides long. The record is from RefSeq and is a predicted model, not a curated record. NCBI's taxonomy places the organism in Eukaryota, Metazoa, Chordata, Lepidosauria, Squamata, Elapidae.